Molecule: messenger RNA, 516 nt
Organism: Amaranthus tricolor (Joseph's coat)
Lineage: Eukaryota; Viridiplantae; Streptophyta; Magnoliopsida; Caryophyllales; Amaranthaceae
Product: CEN-like protein 2
Exons: 4
Coding region: 1-516 (171 amino acids)
Biological process (GO): negative regulation of flower development; vegetative to reproductive phase transition of meristem
Cellular component (GO): nucleus; cytoplasm
Source: RefSeq, a predicted model, not a curated record
AUGGCAAAAUCAGACCCUCUUACAAUUGGAAGAGUAAUAGGGGAUGUUAUAGACCCUUUUAGCCCAAGUGUAAGAAUGUCUGUUACUUAUAACAACAAGCAAGUGUAUAAUGGUCAUGAACUCUUCCCUUCGUUGGUCACUCUUAAACCUAGGGUUCAAGUUCAUGAUGGUGAUAUGAAAUCCUUUUUCACUUUGAUUAUGACUGAUCCAGAUGUUCCUGGACCCAGUGAUCCUUAUCUGAGAGAGCAUCUGCACUGGAUAGUAACAGAUAUUCCAGGCACAACAGAUGCCACUUUUGGGAAAGAGGUCAUGACAUACGAAAUACCAAGGCCAAACAUAGGCAUACACAGGUUUGUGUUCAUCCUGUUCAAGCAGAAACGUAGAGGUAGCGUUGCUCCACCAUGCGGUCGAGAUCGAUUCUGUACCAACAAAUUUGCUGAACUUAAUCAAUUGGAUCUUCCUGUUGCUGCUGUCUACUUCAAUUGCCAAAGAGAAACCGCUGCUAGAAGGCGUUAA